Lotus japonicus is the source of this 559-nucleotide messenger RNA. RefSeq lists its product as uncharacterized. Lineage: Eukaryota; Viridiplantae; Streptophyta; Magnoliopsida; Fabales; Fabaceae. The transcript has a single exon. Bases 153 to 356 code for a protein of 67 amino acids. The record is from RefSeq and is a predicted model, not a curated record.
CUCAUUCAUUCUCCCUAUAUAUAAAGACUACCUCACACUGCCAUUUUCUGUGUCCCAAUUCCUUAUAAGAAUUCCAUAGAAUUAGAAGAAUACCAAAUCAAAGAGAGAAAAGAAAGAAGAAAAAAGGGGUGUUUUUCAUUUGUUUUAUUUUAAUGGGGAAGAAGAGGAGCUUGUGGUUCAAGAAGGUGAAGAAGGAGAUAUGGCCAUGGAGUUUCUCUGUGUUUCGCUGGAAACGGCUGAAUCUUCAAACGACGAUCAUGGACACCGUAGUUUUCAAGAUAUUAUCCGCAGCAGAGGCUGUGGUCCUUGUCUCCACACUCUGCUUCUUCUACCUUUGUUGUGGCUGCAACUUCUGAAUUAUAAGUCUCACCACACCACACUUCACAUUUGAUAUAUUCUUUCAUUUUUCUUAAGUUAAACUAGCUAGCUUAUUGUGAAUUAGUUGUAAUAAUGAAACAUUUAAUUCCUUCUUAUGUUACAUAGAUCUUAUAUUUUGCUUAAGAUCAAGUUUGAUUUUGCGGUUGUAAACUAAUAAAGUACGUGCUUUAAAUUGUGUGCA